Mytilus trossulus (common blue mussel) is the source of this 1920-nucleotide messenger RNA. RefSeq lists its product as uncharacterized. Bases 1 to 1920 code for a protein of 639 amino acids. The record is from RefSeq and is a predicted model, not a curated record. Lineage: Eukaryota; Metazoa; Mollusca; Bivalvia; Mytilida; Mytilidae. Gene Ontology annotation, molecular function: zinc ion binding. The transcript has a single exon.
AUGUCUGCCAGAGAUCGUGUAACGGAGUUGUUAUUGAAGAAUGUGAAAUGUUUUCUCUGUCUAGAACCGUUUGAGGACCCAAGACUGUUAGACUGUUGUCAUUCAUUUUGCUUGGAUUGUCUAGAAGCAUAUAUUGAAACAUUUGAGGAGACACACAUCGAAUGUCCGCUAUGUAAUAAAAAAACGGAAAGACCAAAAAAUGUGAAAGAUCUAAAAAAGAAUAUUUAUAUUGACUUUGCUGCUGUUAAAUUUGGCACUCAAUGUUCAAUUUGUGGCGAGAGGGAAUUUGCAAAAUCUCACUGUAUUGAAUGUGACCAAGAUUUCUGUAGAAGUUGUAUUAGAUCACAUGGUGGAAUCACCACCACUAGGGAGCACCAUCUGGUCGAUUUCGAUAAGCAACGGAAACCUGGAAGAGUAUCAAGGGAUCUAUUUUGUAAAGUUCACCCUGAGGAGAAAAUGGUAUAUUACUGUGUUGAAUGUAAUCAACUUAUUUGCAAACACUGUAAUUUAACAGUUCAUAAAAAUCAUGCCUCUAAACACGCAUCGGAAGUAGCAUCUAAAUUGAGAAACAAACUAAAAAGGAAAUCAGAACACGGAGAACAUAAGAACUAUCUCGUUUGGCUAGCAGAGAGAAGAGAAAUGUUCAACAAUGAAAUAGAAAAGAAUAGAAAAUGCGAAAAACGCACCGUAAAGAAAGUAACAGAAAUGGCAGACCAAGUUAUAGCAAUAGUCGAGGAAAUAAAAAAUAUACUCCUUAAGAGAACACGUGACAUAACAAAGAAACAAACCCAACCAUUAAAGCAGAAGAUGGAGGUUUUUGAAAAGUACAUCCUAUCAUUCGCUGAGCUCUUACUUCAUUCGCGCAAUCUUUACGAGAAAGCAGAUGAUAUUGAAAUCGUAAAUACAUGUGAUCACCUUACUAGAUCUCUCGAGAGUUUAAAACAUCAAAAAGAUGACGCUCAGUUUAAAUUAUCUCAUAUUCAUGAAUAUCCAGUAUUCAAACCAGGAAAAGCAACGGCCGAUCAACUUCUACCUUUUUUCGGAGAUGUUCAUGUGGGCGAUGGGCUCGACGAUGAAACAAACCUAACAAUAUAUGACUUUUAUACCGAGAAAAGCACUACCAUUUUAUCAAUGAUUCCAUUGGAAGAUGAGAGGAUAUGGGUGAUAGACGGAGAAGGUGAUAUGAAACUGUAUGACUCUUCUGGUCGAGUCCAUAAGCAGGUCAGUGUGGGAAUUCAAGCCGACGAUAUCAUUUCUACAGAACAACACAUCAUCAUAAGUGGAAACGCGUCAAAGAUGGUUAAAGUGUUUGACAGAGAUAUAAAAGAAGUUGCUUCUAUUAACACAGAGCUUUGCUGUCGUGGUGUGGCUGUUGAUCAAAAUGAUGACUCAAUAUACGUAUGCUUGACGGAGAAAAAUGCUUUCUUUGAUCAUGAUUCCACACACGGUAAUAAAAUUGUUCGUAUCAUGCCGAUAGGAGGCAGGUAUGAAAUCCCCGAUGUUCAAAUAUAUGCUGGUAAUCCAACGGUUGAAUAUCCUGCCAGAGUUGUGAUUAAAAACGAUGGCUUGGUAGCUGUCUCUGACUGGAAACGAAACUGUUUGACAAUUUUGAACAAAUUAGGAUAUGUUGAAAAGCAGUAUUUCUUUGCUGGAAUUGAUAACAAGAAGGAUAAAAUAUGUCCUCGUGGUAUUUGCACUGAUCAAAAUGGAUGUUUGUAUUUAGCAGAUUAUUUGAACAGUAGAAUUCUAAAAAUGCAGGAUAACGACAACGAGUUACAUGAGGUACUGACAACCAAUGAUGGCAUUUAUAAACCUUGGUCGAUUGCGAUAAGUCGCGAUGGUCUUUUGUGGAUAGGUAGCAAAGACGGCAAAAUAAGUGUUCAUUAUUUUAAACACCCGGACCAUGCUUUCUACGAGUAA